AUGAGUUCAAGGUAUCCACCUAAUACAAAAAUAAAAGAUUUUGCAUAUCCAGAUUCAGAUCCAUUACAUUUUGGAGUUUCAAAUAAUAAGAAAAUCAAACGAUCACGACAAUCAAAUCAUAAUAAUGGUAAUGAAGAAGAGGAUCUAACUUCAAAUGAAGAACAGUCAUCUGGAGAUGACACAUCCACCAACUCAUCAUCUUCAUGCACAUCAUCAACGUCAUCUAUAUCGUCAUUAAAUCGUGGAUCACGACAUCAUCAUCAUCAUCAUCAUCAUCAGCAUCAUCACGAUACAAUCAAUAACAAUAAUAACGGUCAAGAUAGUAACGGUUAUGAGAAUUAUAAAGAACAAGGAUCACAAGCAGAAGACGAUGAAGAGGAUGAAGAAGGAGAAUAUUUAAAUGAUGAAAUUAAUUGUAAAGCUCGUGCAAUAUUUGAAUUUAAACCAGAAAAUGAUAAUGAAAUUGAAUUAAUAGAAGGACAAAUUAUUUGGAUUAGUUAUAGACAUGGUCAAGGAUGGUUAGUUGCAGAAGAUCCUGAAACUGGUGAAAAUGGAUUAGUACCUGAGGAAUAUGUUGAAUUUUUUUUUGAUGAAGAAGAUGAUAGUAAUGAAUAUAAUGAAGAAGGAAAUGAAGAGGAUGAAGAAUUAAAAGACACAUCUGAUGUUGGUAAAAGUAAUAACAACUAUGAAGAAAAAGCUAAAACGUUUUUGCCCAAGAUUAUAAAUGAUGUAUAG
Molecule: messenger RNA, 735 nt
Organism: Lodderomyces jiufengensis
Lineage: Eukaryota; Fungi; Ascomycota; Pichiomycetes; Serinales; Debaryomycetaceae
Gene: NBP2
Product: Nbp2p
Exons: 1
Coding region: 1-735 (244 amino acids)
Molecular function (GO): protein binding
Source: RefSeq, a predicted model, not a curated record